Molecule: messenger RNA, 4868 nt
Organism: Erythranthe guttata (spotted monkey flower)
Lineage: Eukaryota; Viridiplantae; Streptophyta; Magnoliopsida; Lamiales; Phrymaceae
Gene: CPSF160
Product: cleavage and polyadenylation specificity factor 160
Cellular component (GO): nucleus
Molecular function (GO): nucleic acid binding; protein binding
Source: RefSeq, a predicted model, not a curated record
ACCUACUGAAAAAUAAUAAAAAUUAGAAAUCAUUAUCGUGGAAAGUUUGGAUGCAAAAUGAUUAAUGAUGUAAAUAAAUAUAUAAAACAAAAUAUUACCAAAGAAAAUACCGUUACAGUUUUAUUUGGGCAGUGGUUCUAACUUCCAAUUAAAUCCAAAGGAAAAAUCCCCAAAUGUCCCGCCCACAGCAGGGGUUUUAAGCUGUUCAGCAUAAACCCUAAUCCCCAAUUCUCGUUCAACCCGGUGUCACUGUCUCGUUCAUCUUCAUAAUUCAAUCGAAAACCUCGAAUCAUCGCACCAUGAGCUUCGCGGCGUACAAAAUGAUGCAUUGGGCGACCGGCAUCGAGCACUGUGCCUCGGGUUUCAUCACCCAUUCGGCCGCGGACUGCACACCGGGAAUCGCUCCGGUCGCCGCCGACGACAUGGACUCCGACUGGCCCGCCUCCACGAAGCCCGUUGGCCCGGUGCCUAACCUUGUCACUGUCGCCGCCAACGUACUUGAAGUUUACACUGUAAGAGUUCAGGAAGAUUCAUCUUCUUCAAUGGAUUCCAAAGGAGCUGCGGAACCCAAGCGCGGAGGUGUCUUGGCCGGAGUUUCUGGUGCUUCCCUUGAGCUCGUCUGCCAUUACAGGUUGCAUGGGAAUGUGGAGUCCUUGGGAGUAUUACCAAAUGGAGGUGGAAGGAGGAGAGAUUCAAUUAUAUUGACUUUUCGUGAUGCAAAAAUCUCAGUUUUGGAGUUUGAAGAUUCAAUACAUGGACUCCGAACCAGUUCAAUGCAUUGUUUUGAGGGCCCAGAUUGGCUGCACUUGAAAAGAGGCAGAGAAUGUUUUCCAAGAGGUCCACUAGUGAAAGUUGAUCCACUGGGGAGGUGUGCUGCUGUUCUUAUUUAUGGAUUACAAAUGAUAGUGCUGAAGGCUGCCGAGGCAAGCUCUGGUUUAGUUGGCGAAGAGAAUACUUCUACUUCCGGGCCUAUUGGUGCUUCUCGAAUAGAGUCGUCAUACAUUAUUGGCCUACGAGAUCUUGAUAUGAAGCAUGUUAAAGAUAUUAUAUUUUUACAUGGCUACAUUGAGCCUGUUGUGGUUAUCCUACAUGAACAGGAGCUUACAUGGGCUGGUCGUGUCUCAUGGAAAAACAACACUUGUAUGAUAUCUGCACUCAGCAUCAGUACAACUCUAAAGCAGCAUCCUCUUAUAUGGUCAGCCACGAAUCUCCCCCAUGAUGCAUACAAGCUCCUUGCAGUUCCAUCUCCCAUUGGUGGAGUUCUUGUAAUUGGUGCAAAUACAAUUCAUUAUCAUAGUCAGUCAUCAUCGUGCCUCUUGGCCUUGAACAAUUUUGCUGUUCCUGUUGAUGUCAGUCAAGAGAUGCCCAGAUCUGGUUUCACUACAGAGCUUGAUGCUGCCAAUGCUACGUGGUUAACGAAUGAUGUUGCUGUGUUUUCUUCUAAAUCUGGGGAGCUGCUUUUACUGACUCUUGUUUAUGAUGGAAGAAUUGUGCAGAGACUUGAACUUUCCAAGUCAAGAGCUUCAGUACUUACUUCGGAUAUAACUACCAUUGGAAAUUCGUUAUUCUUCUUAGGAAGUCGUUUGGGUGACAGUCUGCUUGUCCAAUACAAUUUUGGAGUGGGAGCUCCAAUAAUGGCUCCUGGUGUGAAGGAAGAGGGUGGGGAUAUUGAAAGCGAUGCUCCUUUGCCAAAGAGGCUUAGGAGGUCUUCCUCCGAUGCAUUGCAAGAUUUAGGUGUUGGCGAGGAGCUUUCUUUCUACAGCACAGGUCCUACUAAUGCUCAGUUGUCUCAGAAAACUUUCACAUUUGCCGUUCGAGAUUCGUUGCUUAAUGUUGGUCCACUGAAGGAUUUCUCUUAUGGUUUGAGAAUUAAUGCUGAUCCUAAUGCUACAGGAAUUGCAAAGCAAAGUAAUUAUGAAUUGGUGAGCUGUUCUGGUCAUGGAAAGAAUGGUGCUCUUAGCGUACUUCAACAAUCAAUCCGCCCAGAUACAAUAACUCAAGAAUCUUUACCUGGGUGCAAAGGGAUUUGGACUGUCUACCACAAGAAUUUGCGCAAUGAUUCCUCAAAAGGGGCACUUGAUGAAGAUGAAUAUCAUGCAUACCUGAUUAUCAGCUUGGAAAAUCGUACGAUGGUACUACAGACAGCUAAUAAUCUUGAGGAGGUAACUGAAAAUGUGGACUACUACGUCCAGGGAAGUACAAUUGCUGCAGGAAAUUUGUUUGGAAGACGCCGUGUUAUUCAAAUCUUUGCUAGUGGUGCUCGGAUCCUUGAUGGUGCUUUUAUGACUCAAGAUUUGAGUUUCAAAUCUUCCAAUUCCGAUGCCAGUUCAGCUUCUGAAGGGACAAUUGUUUCAUCUGUUUCUAUUGCUGAUCCUUAUGUGUUGUUGAGAAUGAGUGAUGGAAGUAUUCAGCUUCUUGUUGGAGAUCCAUCGACAUGCUCAGUUUCUGUCACCAUUCCACCAGUAUUUGAAAGCUCUGAUAAGAUGGUAGCCGCUUGUACUCUCUAUCAUGAUAAAGGGCCUGAAUUAUGGCUUCGGAGAACAAGUACUGAUGCCUGGCUUUCUACUGGAAUUGGAGAGUCGAUUGAUGGGGCUGAUGGUACGACACAUGAUCAGGGUGAUGUAUACUUGGUUCUGUGCUAUGAAAAUGGAAAUCUUGAGAUGUUUGAUGUGCCUAAUUUCAGUAGUGUUUUCUCGGUUGAUAAAUUUGUAUCUGGAAAGAGCCACAUUUUAGAUACAUUUUUUCACGGCCCAGCAAAUGAUCCUGUAAAACUCAUGAACAAAGAUCCUGAAGAUGUUGGACGUGGCAGGAAAGAGACCGCUCACAAUAUAAAGGUUGUUGAGCUGUGCAUGCAGAGAUGGGAUGCAGAACAGAGCCGCCCCUUUCUAUUUGGAAUAUUGUCUGAUGGAAGCAUUCUCUGUUACCAUGCUUACAUUUACGAAGAUUCGGAUAAUGCUUCUAAGACUGAUCUUGGCAGUAUAAGUUCAUCUAGGCUUAGGAAUUUACGAUUCGUCCGUGUCUGCUUGGAUUCAUACGCAAGAGAGGAGACACCAUCCGGAACCUCGUCACAGCGUAUAUCUGUUUUCAAGAAUGUUGGUGGUUUACAAGGUUUAUUCCUUUCUGGGUCUAGUCCAGCUUGGUUCAUGAUGUUUAGGGAGCGGCUGCGGAUUCAUCCACAGGUGUGUGAUGGACCCAUAGUUGCCUUCACUGUUCUUCACAACGUGAACUGUAAUCACGGGUUCAUUUGUAUAACUUCAGAGGGUGCUCUGAAAAUAUGUCAACUUCCAGCUUUAUCUUAUGACAAUUAUUGGCCAGUACAAAAGGUGGCAUUGAAGGGAACUCCACAUCAAGUUACUUAUUUUGCUGAGAAGAACUUGUACCCGCUCAUAGUUUCUGUUCCAGUGCUGAAGCCACUUAAUCAAGUCCUCUCAUCUCUUAUUGAUCAAGAAGCUGGAAAUCAAUUUGAGCCUGAUAACUUUAGCUCAGAGGGGACCUAUCCUAUGGAAGAAUUUGAGAUUCGGAUUAUGGAACCAGAAAAAUCUGCUGGACCGUGGCAAACAAGGGCGACAAUUCCAAUGCAAACUUCUGAGAAUGCUCUAACUUUACGAGUUGUCACAUUGUUUAACAGCACAACACAGCGAAAUGAGACACUUUUGGCAAUUGGAACUGCUUACGUGCAAGGGGAGGAUGUCGCAGCACGAGGACGGGUGCUCUUGUAUUCUGUUGAAAAGAGUUCUGACAGUGCUCAAACCAAGUCUUUUCAGGUUACCGAAGUCUACUCCAAGGAGUUGAAAGGUGCCAUAUCGGCUCUUGCAUCACUUCAAGGUCACUUAUUAAUAGCUUCAGGUCCUAAGAUUAUCCUGCACAAGUGGACGGGUUCUGAGUUGAAUGGCGUUGCUUUCUAUGACGUCCCACCUCUCUAUGUUGUGAGCUUAAACAUUGUUAAAAAUUUUAUUCUUCUUGGUGAUAUUCACAAAAGCAUAUACUUCCUUAGUUGGAAGGAACAGGGCUCUCAGCUUAAUUUACUGGCUAAGGAUUUUGGUUCACUUGAUACUUUAGCAACCGAAUUUUUGAUCGAUGGAAGUACUCUGAGCCUCAUUGUUUCAGAUGAACAGAAAAAUGUUCAGAUAUUCUACUAUGCUCCAAAGAUGUCGGAAAGCUGGAAAGGACAGAAACUUCUACCAAGAGCAGAAUUUCAUGUUGGGGCCCACAUCACCAAGUUUCUUCGGUUGCAGCUACUUCCCACAUCUGCUGAUCGGACAAAUCCUGGCUCUGACAAGACAAACCGUUUCGGAUUACUUUUUGGAACCCUCGAUGGCAGCAUUGGCUGUAUUGCACCUCUCGAUGAACUCACUUUUCGACGGCUUCAAUCACUGCAGAAAAAGCUUGUUGAUUCGGUUUCCCAUUUCGCUGGUCUAAAUCCAAGAUCCUUUCGCCACUUCCACUCGAAUGGAAAGGCUCAUCGCCCUGGCCCUGACAGCAUUGUUGACUGUGAGCUGCUUUUCAAUUUCGAGAUGCUCCGAUUAGAGGAGCAGAUAGAGAUUGCUCAACAGAUAGGAACAACGAGAACACAGAUUAUGUCCAGCUUAAACGACCUCACUCUUUCGACAAGCUUCUUAUGAACAUUGCCCUACCUACAUGUGGACUGGUUGAGAGCUUGAGAUUGAAGAUAUAACUGAAUCAUCCUGGAUAAAGUUCUGUUUCUUUGCUGUAUAUGCAAUGGCAACCUUUCAUUUGUUUACUUAUAUUUCUACAGUGAAAAGUGGUGUAAUCGUAUGCUAUAUGCAAGUGCUCUAUAUGUAAUGGCAAUCUGGUAUCCCAUACUUUCUCAAUUUAUAUUCACUAAUGAAUGUUUGAUUUGAUCGAAA